This is a messenger RNA of Fusarium coffeatum, 4131 nucleotides long. RefSeq lists its product as uncharacterized. Gene Ontology annotation, molecular function: protein binding. NCBI's taxonomy places the organism in Eukaryota, Fungi, Ascomycota, Sordariomycetes, Hypocreales, Nectriaceae. The coding region runs from base 1 to 4131 and encodes 1376 amino acids. The transcript is spliced from 4 exons. The record is from RefSeq and is a predicted model, not a curated record.
AUGGAGAACGUAUCUUCAGCUCUAGGCUUCACGGCCAGGCUGAAGCCAGAAAUUCGGCUUGCCCAGGCCAUCUCGGAGUUCAGCGCCUCGCUCCAAAACAAGAACCAGCGCGCCAGAUUCAAGAACUUACACUCACAGAGUCCCCCAAAUCCGGACGACAUCAUCAGGCUCACUGAAGAGAUUAAUCGGGAUGGUGCUAGAGCUCACCGAUCUUGGAGGCCGUAUGGCACUCGACUUAUCGCCAUUUUGGAACGGAUGCGCCAUUUUGCCCCUAUCGGCGAUGUUCUAGUAGGAGGCUCACAGAACCUCAUCGCUUGCGGUGUCUGGGCUGUACUUCGCUUGUCUCUGGAGACAUCGCUCUCUUUUCUUUCCUACUUCGAGAAUGUCACCAACAUGAUGAUGAGACUAGGACGGUCCUUAUCUCUACACAAAGACUUCGCAAUGCUGUUUCCCAAGUGUUCGACGCUCCAGUCUUACAUGUGCGAGUACACUAUCGUCAUGGUUAACAUCUGUGCUAAGAUCGUGCACAAUUGCGCCAAGUCUGUCCUAUCCCAGCUGGCAGCGUCGCUUACAUCAACAUUUGACGCCGUUUUUAAGCCCCUAGAGUCAGACCUCGCAACCUGGGCCCUGUCAAUCGAGAAACAAGCAACGGUCCUCCUUGCUAAAGCCGAACUUAAAAGCCACUCGUCAAUUCUAGACCGUUUCAACCGUUUGCAGAUCUCCAUGUCAACAGAAACAGCAAAUCGACAAAUGGAGGCACGCAAGCAUCGGCUGCUCACCGCGCUGUGUCCAGACCAGGGCGAAUUCAACCUCAUCUGGCGGCGAGAAAGAAAGAGAGGCACGUCAAGCUGGAUGUAUGAUCAAGUCGCAUACAAAGACUGGCUAUCCUCUAAGGUCGGAUCCGUCCUUUGGCUCAAAGGCAACCUUGGGUCUGGAAAGACAGUAACGAUGGCAUCUGCCGUUGCACACCUGACUUUAGCUGCCCCAUCCAUUGAUCCUCAGGGAGUUACCACGGUGUCAUACUUCUUCUGCCAGAGCAGUAAUCCAAAGACCCUAUCUGCCACCAAUUUGCUUGAUAGCAUUGUUGGACAAGUACUGCAGAAUCCUGCUAUGGAAUCUUCCCUGAUGUCAUUAUUGAAGCAGCCAGAGACAAUUCCUUUUUCUCGCCUGACCCCCGAGGAGUGCAUUGACAUUUUGAUCAAAACCACACCCUCGACUUGGAGAGGGAUCUUUGUACUUGAUGGGCUAGAUCAGAUAUCUGAAGAAGCUGCCGACGACGUUUUUUGUCAAUUACACCGGCUCAAGGACCAUCGCCUUAUAAACAUUCUAUGCUCAUCACGGUCCACGUCGGCGUGUUACUCUACUGUCAAGUCUAGAUUCGACGAGGUACUGACUCUCUCCAUGGAGACUGCAGACAGGUCCCAAGAGAUCCGUGCGUACCUUACAGCGGAAAUCACAAGAUGGAAUGCUAUUAGACCCUUACCAAUAGAGAUAGAGAGUUUGGUGGAGGAACAACUCCUCGCGGGGUGUCAAGGAAUGCUUUUGUGGCUCUCUCUUCAAAUUGAAGACAUCUGCCCCAGAUACACCCAAGAACUGCGAUCGGACGCGGAAAUUUUGAAUAUACUUGGAAACCUGCCCCAAGACUUGCCUGAGGCGUUCGACAAGGCGCUAUCCCGGGUGCGCGAUGGACCACAAGGCAGUAAGCUCUUCCAGUUGGUCGCAUCGGCCGAACCGCCUAUGAACAUGGAUGAACUACGCGUCGCCUCGAAUGUUGAGCCGGGAAACACAGCUUGGAAUAGCUCAACACUCAUUGGCAAUGGGAAAGCACUUAUUUCGACAUAUGGGGGAAGCCUCCUCGAUAUUGACGAAGAAGAUCUUCGCGUCAGGUUUAUACACUACAGUGUACUCCUGCACCUCACUACCCCUUCGUCUGAAGGGGAUACUAACAUCUUUCACUUUGACCUCCAAGAAGCUGAAAUGAUGCUGGGCGCCGUUUGCGUAACAUACCUAAGCUACGCUGUUUUCGAGAAUCGGAUAUCUAAAGCGCAGAAAGCCUCCUUUGCACAUGUACCUCAAGUAACAGCUAGGUCUGUCAUGCCGUCAGAAUCAUUUCGCAAAGGUGUCAAUCUGCUCGCAAAGUACAGGCGUCAGCGAGACCCAGAAGUGGAUUUAGAAAGAAUAUCAUACGAGCUGCAGCAGCAAAGAUGGAGGAUAAGUGACGACGUCUAUCUCUUCCUCGAUUACGCCAAGGAUCACUGGCUCUUACCAUCCCGGAACAUCUACAGAGACAAUCGACCCAGUAUUCUUGCGUUGUGGGAGAAAAUGAUAACGACCCCAAUCGUGUCAGAUUUACUGCCCUGGAGUACCAUAGCCCAGGCGGUAACCUGGGCUCUCGAAAACAACCAUGCGAGUCUGUUUCAACACUAUCUUCACUCAAAAUACCAUGAAAAUUUACAUGUGGUCCUCUCGGCUGCGGCAGACGCUGUUAGAACCGGAGUGUCGCACAUCCAUCUCGAAGGGGAAGGCUUGGGGUGGCUAGGCCCUCUCUACGUCUUAUCUCCAGGGUAUGAAGCAAUAGUUAUGGAAGCCUUCGUCGAGCUGGGUUGCCUUCCCUACAAGUCUACCCUGGCGGUUUCUCCUGGCCUUAAUAUAUACGAACCUUCCCUAGUGAUGAGCGCUACAUCGUAUCUUGUCGAAGGUCUGAAAUUAUAUUCCCAGCGUCCAGAAACCCUGGCAUAUAUUCUCUUUCUUGCCAACUACUUGGAUGAUCCUAAUUUGGUCUUGGUAGAUGGGUCAACAAUCCUGCAUCUCGCCAUUGAUUGUGGAUGUACACCUCUGGCUCACCAAUUGCUCUCCAGGGGUGCAGCUCCAAAUGAGAGGCAGAGAUUAGGGGAACUCACUCCCCUUCAACUUUGUACUAAUCGGAAGCUUUUGCGCCUUGCGGAGCACCUGGUCAAAUUAGGAGCACAUGUCUCCUUCGACAAGUUUGAUGAGGAGUCGCCGCUCCUGUUUCUCGCCAUCGACGAAUCAAACUGGGAACUAUUCUCCAUCUUACUACGUAAGGGCGGAUUCUCGUGUGAUGGAAUGUAUGGCUUCAAGCUUGACACCGCCUGUCAUCGUCUCUGCAGGAACCGGUCUGAUUACUAUUCACAGUUUUCAGAAGCAGCCUUGAAAGCCCUGAUCCAGUACGGCGCGAAUAUACACCUGAGAAAUGCAGCUGGCGAAACUCCUCUGCUAAUGGCGGUGGAGUCAAGUAAACAGCGACUAACAAAGAUUCUCCUCGAACAUGGAGCGGAUACAAGAGUUGGGGAUAAUCGUGGAGCCCAGCCGUUGCACUUCGCCAGGAACGCAUUCAUGGUACAACAGCUCUUGCUUCACGGUGCUGAUCCUGAAGCGGCGGCUGGCGGUUACGUUACGCCUCUGAUGCUCGCAGCAUAUCAGGGCCGAUCAGAAGCCGUGAGAGUACUUCUCGAUAAUGGUGCUGACUUCAAGCGUCCUAUUGGCAAAUUGGAUGCAACUCAAAUUUUAUUUCUAGGUUGGAGGGACCCGGGUGUGCCUCAGUCUUGGGCAACCGCCUUCGACCUCUGCUUGGCAAGACUAGAUCAGAAGAUCAAGCAUCUGCAUAUGCCUGGCGACAGCCGAGCAAAUCAGUCCGAAACUAUCCGUCAGCCCACGAAGAUGGCAGUUUCACCAGAAGUAUACACAAUAAUCUCCCAGAAAAAAGCGCAAUAUUGCCGCUACGCCGACUCUCACCUCUGGCACAAAUUCGACACAAUCAUGCUCCCCAACGCAACAUACUCCUUCCACGAACCUGACGGUAGCGUGAUCAUGAAAGGCGACCUACCGAUGAAGUGGUCAAGCCGUGAUGACUGGACCGCGUUCUUCAGUAAUGAGAACAAGGAUCUGCAGGCUAUUCACAAUGUUGGACCUGCAGAGAUGGAGCAAGUUUCGCCGGAUGAGAUCAGGGCUGUUUUUCCAUUAAUUUAUCAUGUUGGGAAUAAAGAGCCUGAUUCGGGGUUUCAUGGGACUGGGGGCGGGUAUUAUCAUGAGACGUGGAGGAAGGUCGGUGAUGAUUGGUUUAUGGAGACGUUGAAGAUGGAUAGGCUGUACUGGAAGGUCAUCAUGCAAUGA